UGGCCUCGCCACAGUUACCGCCUCUCUAUGACUUACGUCUCCUCUCCCCUCUCUGUUGCGCUGUUCGCUGCAGGACUCGCAGAGAAAAUAGACGUCGGGAUGGCUGCGGAGGUGAGCUCCUUGGCGACAACCCUCGGGGCAUACGAGGACGACGCGGAAGGAGAGAGCGAGCUCGUCACCCGGGACUUGCUUGGCGGCGGCGGCGGCGGAGCCGGCGACGUGGAUCUCCAGCUCCAUGUCCCCGCCGGCUGGCCGACCCGCAUCGACCUCCCGUCCGGGAAGGCGAGCCUCGAACAGCGGGACCCCGAUCCCGCUCCCCGCCAUCUGCACGACCUUAACCUGUCGCCGCCGUCGCCGUCCGUCGCCUCUCUCGCCCUCGAGCUGGCGUCACCCUCCGCCGAGUACCAGAGCGUCUGCACCCUGGAGAAGGUCAAGUCGGCGCUGGAGCGGGAGUCGCGCCUCGUCGCCACCACCGGCCCCGCGUCCCCGCCCCCCUCUUCCACCACCUCCUCCUCCUCCUCCUCCUCCGCCGUCUCGACCAAGCGUCGGGCGCCGACCUCGCCGGACGAGGACGGCGCCGCGGGAAGCACCAUGGCGGUGGCCACCUGCCCGGUGUGCCUCCUCUACGUGCUCGUCUCCAAGGCGGAGCCCAGGUGCCCCAGGUGCGCGGCGCAUGUGCCGGUGAACGACCUCCUCAAGAAGAAGCCGCGCAUCGACCUCAACUCCUCCCUCCCAUCCCACUGAAACCUGCACAGAAGCGAGAACAAUACCCAAAUCUUCGAUUCCCGAGCGUAGAAGACGAUUACUACUACAAGGGUCAAAAAAACGAAGAAAGGCCUCUCCAUUUUUGGCGACUGUAAGAAUUUGUUCUCGGUUCAUGGUGUUCCACCGUGAGAUGAGAUCAUCGUGCAGCAGUUUGUUCUGCCCUUUCUCUGGGCAUUAAACCUGCCAUUAAAUUUUGGGGGUUCAAAUCUCACUUGUCA
Molecule: messenger RNA, 983 nt
Organism: Musa acuminata subsp. malaccensis (wild Malaysian banana)
Lineage: Eukaryota; Viridiplantae; Streptophyta; Magnoliopsida; Zingiberales; Musaceae
Source: RefSeq, a predicted model, not a curated record